Messenger RNA from Ogataea angusta, 2850 nucleotides. RefSeq lists its product as uncharacterized. The transcript has a single exon. Lineage: Eukaryota; Fungi; Ascomycota; Pichiomycetes; Pichiales; Pichiaceae. Gene Ontology annotation, biological process: regulation of GTPase activity. The record is from RefSeq and is a predicted model, not a curated record. The coding region runs from base 1 to 2850 and encodes 949 amino acids.
AUGGCGAAGAGUGAGCUGAAGGACUAUAUGCUCCGCAAUGGGGGCUGUGUGACUCUGGACUGUGUCAAAUGGUCCUAUAAGUUUGACGCCCUCAAUGGUGACUCGCAGGGAUGGAGUGAAGCAUCGUUGGAGAUAACACCAAAAGGUGAGCUAAUAAUGGAUGGGGAUGCUGUGAUGAUCCCUAGUCUUCAGAAAUGCGAAGUCCAGUUGUUCUCUGAGCCUCGGGUGCUGAAAGUGAAAAGCCUGGAUCUGAAAACUGUGUUUAUUAAAGCCCAACAAUCUGAAUUCGAACCUUUGCUUGCAUGUCUUAUGGUAUGGCAGAACUUGAAACCACAAGGAUAUUACAACAAAUACUCUUUUAACAGGUCUAUUGUUCAUGACGAGAAUCUUCGAACCAAUGACUUACUGGUCUGUAGAUUUCGUAUUUACGGACCAGCUCCUAACUACAAGAAAGUCCAGCUCAGUGAAUUGCCAAAAACUCCAUUGUAUCCUUCUGAAGACAAACAAACGGAAGGAUGGUUUACAGCUAUGGGAUAUCUGAAGCACGAUGGUAUUUUGGAUUUGCUGUGCGAGAGUGAUGGCACAUUAUUGUACUCUGUUGAUAUUACAAAAAUUUACUGCUCUGAAAUUAGGCCUCUGCAUCAUUCUGUGUUCCAGCAGCCAAACAUCCUCUUUGUUGGGCAAAUAAACGAGCUCCGUCGAAACCAUCGGUAUGCGAACGAAAUUGAUAGCGAGGACGACUCUGCGUUCAUCCUGAAGAACGGAAAGUCCUUCUCAAAUAGCCACAGGAUUCUUGUUCAAUUUGAUUUAGGCAUAGAUCUGAGAGACUGGAUUGUUGCUCUCAAGACUUUCACCAAGAUGGAAUAUAUCGGAAACAGAUUUACUGAGGAAAGAAUGAGGCUAGUUAAAAAUUACAAGCUGGAAGUUGUUGAAGCCAAAUUCAACAAUCCUUCUCUGAACGAAAAUCUUCAUCUUUAUGUCGAGCUGCAUAUGUGGGGAGGACCAUGGUACAGAACUGCUAUCGUUAAGAAUUCGAAUCAGAAUCCAUUUUGGAAGGAAUUGUUUGAUCUGGACCUUCCUCCGUCUGCAGAGUUCUUCAAGCUCGUUUUGAAGUCAUCUAACAACAGCUCAGUCUACAAUCUGAUGGAGGAAGAUCCAGUGAUUGCAGGAGCAUUCGUAACACCCGACUUUAUGAGCGAGCCGCAAACGAUGAAGAAACUACCGCUUUAUGGCGAACAGAGCCACGAAAUUGGAUCCAUCACAAUCAACUUGAGUCUUAAAGAAGUCCAUAUCAUGUCAUACCAAAACUAUAGAAUGUUUGAGGGAAUGAUGAAAGGUAUUGAUGUGCGGGACCUUUUGCAAUUUGUCACCCCAUUGAUUGAGCCUCAGAAUGUGGACGAGUUGUCGCAAAUGCUGCUGGAUAUUUACCAAAGCGCCAAUAUGGAGCACGAGUAUUUUGAGCAGCUGGAGUCGUUCGAGCUGGAGACUCUGAAAAACUCUGGAUCAAAACGACAUUCAACCUCGCUCACUAAUAAUCUCAACACUCUGUUCCGCGGAAGAUCGCUCCUCUCGACUUCUUUGGAGAAGUAUCAGAUCAGGAUCGGUCAAGAAUACCUUGAAAAGCUGUUGGGAGACUUCAUAGCCCAAAUCUGCGCCGAAAAUCUGAUUUGCGAUCCGAACCCGAAAGCAUAUCCAAAUACCCAUGAGGAACACUACCAAAAUCUUCUCAACUACGUCGAGGAACUGUGGAACAGAAUUUUUACCACGUCCAAUGAUCUUCCCAAAGAACUCAAGCAGGAGUGGGGCCGUUUGAGAAGCAAGGUCGAGCAUUCCGUGGAUCCAUGCGAUACGGAGACUCCUCUGAACGCUCUGUGCUCGUUUAUCUUCCUCCGGUUUUUGUGUCCGGCAAUUUUGAAUCCAAAACUGUUCAACUUGUCGAAGAAUCACCAACUGGGAAGGGUUUCCAAGACUCUGACGUUGAUCGCUAAAGUUCUUAUGACGCUUGCAAACAGAUCACAGUUUGCUCCGCAUAAAGACCCAGAACUUCUUCGCCUGAAUGAGGACUUCCUCAGCAAACGGAACGAUGAGCUGCGCUUGUACUGUGACCGAAUAAGCGGGCGUAAAAUGGAUUUUACCGAGAAGAAACUUGAAAUGACCAAUACGAUGGGGAAACCCUCGCUGAACGCUUCUGAGGAAAUUUUGAGCGAACUUCCGUCCAGAUCAUUCCUGAUUGACAAGUACCUAAGACUUGCUGAGUUUGCUUCGCUUCUCGACUCAAAGAAUGCGGAAAAUGUAGUUUCAAAGGAGUCCAAAAGGAAGUCUGUCAUGAGCGAGCUGAAGCUAGAACUGCUGGGGCUGGAUGACACAGAUUUCGGAUCCAGAGAUUUCAUCAAGGCGUUGCUGGAAGACGGAGACGACGAACUCAACCAGCUGAUAUUGGAGAAACAGAGCAUAAAUCUGGACGAUUUGAAGCGCCAGGCGUCGGCCGUGGUAGCCAAAACUAAAGCUCUGGAGCAAGCCAUCUCUAGAACAGAGCUUCCGUCUGAUUUCACACCGGACUCGUUCAUAAGAUUUGUGAAUUCUAUCCUAAAGGCCGCCAGAAUAGAUCAGGAUCAUUGUGUGGUGUACGAUCUGAUAGGCAAUGAUAAUGGUAGCCUGGAAUCGUUCCUCAAGAACCGAAGACAGUCCCGAGACAGCCCUCGUGUGAAAUCUAAACACUCAAAGGACCAAAUCAGCAAGUCUGGCAGCGUCCAGUCAGUUUCUACGCUCCGCAAUAGCAUAUCGUCCGCCAGUCUGUCUUCUCCAAAGAGCACCUUCAAAAAGCUUUUCAAACGCAAGUCUAUGGCUUGA